Messenger RNA from Saccostrea cuccullata (small rock oyster), 3113 nucleotides. RefSeq lists its product as uncharacterized. The record is from RefSeq and is a predicted model, not a curated record. The coding region runs from base 256 to 1779 and encodes 507 amino acids. The transcript has 5 exons. Lineage: Eukaryota; Metazoa; Mollusca; Bivalvia; Ostreida; Ostreidae.
UAGAAUUCUGAUACGUUCUACAACAGCAUUCUGGAUCAACUACAUUUCAACAAACAUUUGAGGACACACUUGGACAGAACGAGGUGCUUUGUGUUGGGAUUUCAGACAGACGGCGUAUGUUGCAAUGAUUCACUAUCAGAACUAGAGAAGUGUAUAGUUGCUAUUGCCAAAGAAGAUAAGUGGAAGGAAUCUAUCCCCACUGACUGGGCUCUGUGCGAAGUUGUCGUUAGAGAAAACAGAAGACGAGAAAGAAGAAUGCUUUCGCACAUUGACUUAUUAAACAAAUGUUUUGGUGAAAACAAAGAAAAACAUGUCCAAAUUGGAGACGUUUUAAAAUUCUUUCAUGACAUCGGUAUUAUUCUGUAUUACCAUGAAAAUAAUCUGUCUGGAACAGUCAUUAUUGAUAUCCAAUGGUUUGUAGAUUCCUUCAAGAACGUAAUUACUGACCCUAACCACGUCAGGGACAUUGCAGAAAAUUCAAUUGAUUGGGAGAAUUUUAACAAAAGUGGUUUUAUUCUUGACAAACUUCUGACAGGCAUAUGGAGUAGUAAACAUUUUCAAAUGGAUCUUUGGGACAGGAAUCAAGAAAAAACUAACCUUCUUCAGUACAUGCAGCGUCUUGGUCUGAUAGCUGUUGGUAACUAUGCACACUACAUUCCUUGUAUGAACAAGCGUGCAUUUGGAAUAACAGAAGAAAGAUAUUUCCUGUCUCUACAAAGCAAAACAUCCGUAUUAGUCUAUCGAUUCCAAUUUUUGCCGUGGUUUUUCUACUUUCGUCUUAUCGUUUCUUGCUUGACUAGAGCCAAUGGAGAAUGGACUGUUUUAGAAGACAAUGGACUUUGUUUGUACAAAAAUGUGGCUUGUUUUGCUUAUAAAGAACAUAUUGUGGCCCUUGCAGUGAACAAUUCCUCAAUUCAACUUCAAAUUUUUCAACCCACGAACGUCUUCGUUUUAAAAGAAGUUGCCCUGAAUGUGCGGGAUACUGUUGAAAGGCUAUUACAAGAACUCUUAGAGAAUUUCCACAAGAAAAUUGAUAUGUACACUGUUGGGUACCAAUGCAGUAAUCAGGAGGUGUUUCGUGAACACGAUGACUGCUUUGUUGAAGAGAAAGCUAUUUACAAAAAAGGGAAAAUAAGGUGCCCAAGACAUGGGAUGGUCAAUCAUCACGUUCUUAGUGAAUCAGCUCUUCUUGUUUACUGGAAACUAGAUGUUAUAGCUGAGAUUUCAGAUUUGGAUGACCUAAUGGAUCAAGAUGAAUGCACUCGUCUCUCCGAACCGGAAUUGAAAAAAAUGAAUUUCAAGUCUUUCGAGAAACUCACGAAGAUAGGAAGAGACGCUUUGCAGCUCUAUUUUGACAGAAUAUUUCCACCUGUAGACCUGGUUACAACACUUACUUCAAACAAGGACAAUCUACAACGAGGACAAUAUAAAAUGAAUCAAGAUCAAUGCAUUCUGAUGUUUCCAGCUGAUAAAUCGAUUCCCACUUCCUCCACAUUUGAUGUAACCACAAUGUACAAGUUGUUGAGAAACUAUGGGCCAAACCUCCUUCCACCAACCAAUGGCUGGGGGAAGAAACCUGAAAUAGGACAGAAGCUCUUAACUGAUGACGUAGAAAGAAUACGAAUAUAUAGGAAUGAGGUGGAACAUAAAACUCAGACAACCAAUGUCUUGCAGAAGGAUGACUUUGAUCUAAAAUGGAAAGAUCUUUCUCAGGCAAUACUUAGACUUAGUAAUGGAUCAUUAAAACAAGAAAUCAUGUCCCUCAGAAGACUGAGAUAGAAUGUCAUGUGUUACGUCCAUGGAGUUUAUUACAGAUUGUUCCAAGCAUCGCUAAAAGAUGAAAAACUCAGCCGUCAACUAUAAAAUAUGUGAAUUUCUUCUUGAAAAGACAAUAGUAAAAGCAAUGAAAGUGAGGAAAAAAUAUUUAAAAAGAAGAACUAAUGAAACUUUAGUAAAAACCACCUGUGAUGUCACUCUUUUUUUACGCGCUCCAUUUUUUUCAGGAAUGGAGAGUUGCAUAUUACGUUGAAAACAGAAUUUGUUAUGUUUGUAUUUUCCCCCGUGCCUUUACCGAGGAAAGAACUUAGAAAAUUUUAUUCAGGUCGUUUUCACAUUAAGAAAAUAAUUAAGAAUUGAUCCCAUCGUGGGAAUCGAACUCGAUACCCUGACCUUUUGAGUCGGGUACCAUUUCACUCAGCUAUCGAAGCUGUUGGAAAUUGGCUAAGAAUAUUUUAACUUCACUACACUUUUCUAGCCUUACUUUAUAUAUAAUUUGAAUACGACAAAAAUGUAAUAUAUAUUUACAGUUCAUCGUAUCAAUAUCUUUUAUUAUCUAUUAACAAGCAUUAAAAUACAAGCAUAUAGAAAAGUAGAUUUUACGCGGGUUUAUAUACUCCUAGCGCUCCAUUCCUUAAAAGUAAUGGGCCUCAGCUCCUUCAGGGCAUCUUCUUUAUUACUAUCAAGGAAUGGAGUGCUACUCUUUAAUUAGACCUUACGUAAUAUUCCUUAUUAUGGAUGUCAUAGUACCGUUCGGGAACAAUAAAAUGAACUGUUUACAUCUUUUUAUAGAGCAUACAAUGGAAAUCUGGGUUCCUUUAAAAAAAAUUAAUUAUUGAUGAUCAAACCAGUCAUAUUAGAUCCGAACAAGCAUUGGAGAUUACAAGUACUGUUUGAAUUUUCUAGAUAUGUAUAUAAAAUUGUCUUAUAAAAUAAUAUUUAUUGUUUUGAAGUAGGCAUUGAAUUCAUUGAACAAAGUUGAAACCAAAAUUAUCAAAAAGUACCCAGAAAUGAGAAGCUAAAUUGUAUCCAUUCUUAUUCAACUCAUGUUUGAUCGUUGUAAAACAUUGAGUUUUGCCUUUGAGUUUAUUAAUUUCUGUCAAUAUUAUGCCAAUACAUGUAGUUUUAUCAAUUGUUUUUGUACAGAAAGAUUAUAAAAUGUUGGUUUCAUUUAGUCGAUGUGUAGAUUUCUAUCAGGAAAUAAACGUCUUGAAUAUUUUCAUGCAAUAAUAUACAUCAUGUUAUACGGAUUUCAUGCUGCUUCAAUUUCUUUGUUACUUAAGAAUUGAUUUCUUAAUUAUUUGAGAAUAUAUAUCUUAAGUAAGGAUUUUAUUGGG